CCUGAAAAUCUGUUACUCACCAGCCGAAAUGCAGAUGCGGAAAUCAAGGUGGCCGAUUUUGGUUUAGCCAUUCGCGUCCGGGACGAUCGUCCGCAUUGGAACGGGCUUGCUGGCACCUACGCAUACAUGGCUCCGGAAAUGCUCCAAGGAAUAGCGUACACCAAAGCCGUCGAUAUGUGGUCAAUGGGUGUCAUCCUUUAUCUUCUCCUGUCUGGUCACCCACCGUUUUGGGAUAAGGAUGAGGAGAUGCUGAAAGCCAAAAUCAUUCGAGGAGACUAUCGAGUAAGUUGCUUUUGA
Molecule: messenger RNA, 297 nt
Organism: Echinostoma caproni
Lineage: Eukaryota; Metazoa; Platyhelminthes; Trematoda; Plagiorchiida; Echinostomatidae
Source: the annotation of a GenBank genome assembly